AUGUAUUGUGACGUCACAAUGAGUACCGAUGUCUCAAGCACCUGCACCACCAACCACAAAUGCCUGUCUGCCUCCACAAGGGGGGUGACCUCCGAAAAGGCCUUGGACCAGGAGGUGGCAUUUGGGGAGCAUGAACUGGUCAUCAGGGGAACAUGUCUGGUCCUGCCCAUGGACGACCCCCCCUGA
Messenger RNA from Coregonus sp. 'balchen', 186 nucleotides. NCBI's taxonomy places the organism in Eukaryota, Metazoa, Chordata, Actinopteri, Salmoniformes, Salmonidae. The record is from the annotation of a GenBank genome assembly.